CGCGCACAAGUCCACCAACCGAUGGAACUCUUCCUUCAGGUAUCCUCCCUCCCUUAACUCUUCAAAACAGAAACGCGCAAAUCUCGUUCGAACAUUUCGGUUACGCAAGUAGUAGCAUAUCUCUUAGGGCCCAACGGAGACUCAGGUUCGCUGAUUUUUGAUCGGACGGCGGGGGAGAAGAUGAGCGUGAGCGCGAAGAAGACGCCGGCGACGAGGACACGUGUCGGGAGGUACGAGCUGGGUAGAACCCUGGGUGAGGGUACCUUUGCCAAGGUCAAGUUCGCCAAGAACCUCGAGACCGCUGAAAACGUUGCCAUCAAAAUCCUCGACCGCGACCAAGUCUUCCGUCACAAGAUGGUCGAACAUCUAAAAAGAGAAAUUUCCACAAUGAAGCUGAUCAAACAUCCAAAUGUUGUAAAAAUUUUUGAGGUUAUGGCAAGCAAAUCAAAGAUCUACAUCGUUCUGGAAUUUGUUGGUGGCGGCGAGCUCUUUGACCAAAUAGCCAAACAUGGGAGACUUAAAGAGGAUGAUGCCGGGAGAUAUUUCCAGCAGCUUAUUAAUGCUGUGGAUUACUGCCACAGUAGAGGCGUGUACCACAGAGAUUUGAAGCCUGAGAAUCUUCUUUUGGAUUCAUAUGGUGUUCUUAAAGUUUCAGAUUUUGGAUUGAGUGCAUACUCACAGCAAGUACGGGAGGAUGGGCUGCUUCACACUGCCUGUGGAACCCCGAACUAUGUUGCUCCCGAGGUGCUAAAUGAUAAAGGUUAUGACGGUACAGCAUCUGAUAUUUGGUCUUGUGGGGUCAUUCUCUUUGUGCUUAUGGCUGGGUACUUGCCAUUUGAUGAACCAAAUCUCAUGGCUUUGUAUAAAAAAAUUUGCAAGGCUGAUUUCACAUGUCCAUCAUACUUUUCACCUGGUGCGAAAAAACUGAUACAGCGUGUUCUUGAUCCAAACCCUCUUACACGGAUAACGAUCCCUGAAAUCUUAGAAGAUGAAUGGUUCAAGAAAUGGUACAAGCCAGCAUACUCUGAAGAGGAGCAAAAUGUAAAUCUUGAUGAUGUAGAUGCUGUAUUCAAUGACUCGGAGGAACAUCUUGUUACAGAAAGGAAGGAGAGACCUGUUUCCAUGAAUGCAUUUGAGCUUAUAUCUAGGUCCCCGAGUUUUAAUCUUGAAAAUUUGUUUGAGAAGCAGAAGGGUCUUGUGAAGCGAGAAACCCGUUUUACUUCCCAGUGCCCUGCAAAUGAAAUUAUGUCUAAAAUUGAGGAAGCUGCAAAGCCUCUUGGCUUUAAUGUUAAUAAGCGAAACUACAAGAUGAAGUUGAAAGGUGACAAAACUGGAAGGAAGGGCCACCUUUCUGUAGCAACUGAGGUGUUUGAGGUGGCUCCAUCCCUGCACAUGGUAGAACUCCGAAAAACGGGUGGUGACACAUUGGAGUUUCACAAGUUCUACAAAAGUUUCUCGUCUGGAUUGAAAGAUAUAAUGUGGAACACUGAAGAAAAUACUGAAGAAAAUCUGGAUCGAAAGAUAUAGUUUGGAACACUGAAGAAAAUACUGAAGGAUUUCAGUCAGAAGAGGACCUUCUGAUUAUUUAGCCUGUUGUGCAUUUUAAUCUGAGUACUUACAACGACGCAUAGCGGCCCAUGGAAGAUAUUGAUGUGUCGCUUGAAAAGGUCCUUGGUGGGCAAUAUGAAACCGCGCCUGAAUUAGGAGUUUGUUCUUCUUUUUUAUUUUUUAUUAUUUCGAUGAAUUCUAACCAUUCAUCGUUUUACAAUUUGAUAGUUCAUAAGAUUGCACAAGUGAGAAAAAGCCUCAACUUAUUGCAAUGGAGAAAUAGACAUUGUAACAGGAUAACUUUUUGCUUCUUGAAUGAGCAAUUAUUGUCACCAAAAAGAAUGGAUAACAUGGAUUUUUUUUUUUCUUUUAAUCAGCACAACUUUUACUA
Alnus glutinosa is the source of this 1939-nucleotide messenger RNA. RefSeq names its product CBL-interacting serine/threonine-protein kinase 9. Bases 181 to 1527 code for a protein of 448 amino acids. The transcript is spliced from 15 exons. Gene Ontology annotation, biological process: signal transduction; protein phosphorylation. The record is from RefSeq and is a predicted model, not a curated record. Lineage: Eukaryota; Viridiplantae; Streptophyta; Magnoliopsida; Fagales; Betulaceae. Gene Ontology annotation, molecular function: protein kinase activity; ATP binding.